CCUAGGCGGCUGCGUAAUGACAGGAGGAGGCGGCAGGUGAACGAUUAACAGCGUUCACUUUUCUCCGUCCCUCCUCUUUAACAAUAAAUAAACUGAAAGUUACUGUAAGCGGAGAUGUUCCGCAGUGACUGACGGGCUCCAGUUUACCCAUAAAAACCAUUAUUUCAUUCAAACUGUGCAUCAACACGAAAGCGCGCCGCGGGAGUUUGGACUUAGCAGGUCGGUCGAAGUGAGGGAAGGAACCUCGGAGCAGCAGCCAUGUUGUCCGGGGAAGAGAUUCUGUGUAGCACGCAGCAGGUGAUCGCAGGGCUGGAGGCGCUGAGAGGGGAGAACCGCAGCCUGCUGGAGAGCCUGCAGGAGGCGCUGGAGAGCCGGGCGGCGUCAGAGAGCCGGGCGGCGUCAGAGAGCAGCAGCGUCGAGCAAGAGAAGACCAGCAUCAUCCACCAGUCGCUGGAGAGGAUAGAGCUGGGCCUGAGUGAGGCACAGGUGAUGAUGGCGUUGUCAGCUCACCUCGGUUCUCUGGACGCAGAGAAACAAAAGCUGCGAGCUCAGGUUCGUCGUCUCUGUCAGGAGAACCAGUGGUUGAGGGAUGAGCUGGCUGGCGCUCAGCAGCGGCUGCAGGACACAGAGCAGGAGGUGGUCACCCUCGAGGAGCAGAACAGACACCUGCAGUUCAUGUCCUCCAUACGCAAGUAUGACCAGGAUGAGCCGCCUCUGGAUGACAAAGACACUUCCUCCAACAAAGAGUCUCUGGAUGACCUCUUUCCUGCCGAGGAUGAGGAGCAGUCUUCAAUGUCCCAGCCUCACCACAGCAGUGCAGCAGCUGCAGCCCAGCAGGGCGGCUACGAGAUCCCUGCCCGCCUUCGAACGCUCCAUAACCUGGUCAUCCAGUAUGCAUCCCAGGGACGAUAUGAGGUCGCGGUACCGCUGUGCAAACAGGCUUUGGAAGACCUGGAAAAGUCAUCUGGCCACACCCACCCAGACGUAGCCACCAUGCUCAAUAUACUGGCGCUGGUGUACAGAGACCAGAACAAAUACAAAGAGGCCGCCAACCUGCUGAACGAUGCUUUGGCCAUCAGGGAGAAAACUCUUGGGAUGGACCAUCCGGCUGUGGCAGCGACACUCAACAACCUGGCAGUGCUUUAUGGGAAAAGAGGAAAAUACAAGGAAGCAGAGCCACUUUGUAAAAGAGCUCUAGAGAUCAGAGAGAAGGUUCUUGGUACAGACCAUCCGGAUGUGGCCAAACAGCUGAACAACCUGGCUCUGCUGUGUCAGAACCAGGGGAAGUACCAGGAAGUGGAGCAGUACUACGAGCGCGCUCUGCACAUCUACCAGAGCAAACUGGGACCAGACGACGCCAACGUGGCUAAAACCAAGAACAACCUGGCAUCAUGUUAUCUUAAGCAGGGGAAAUACAGACAAGCUGAAGCUCUUUACAAGGAGAUCCUGACCAGAGCGCAUGAAAAGGAGUUUGGGUCUGUUGAAGGUGAUGGCCGUCCCAGCUGGUCCGGCGUGGUGGAGGACGGCAGCUCCACACAGGAUGGACUGAAGCGCAGCGGCUCCUUCACCAAACUCAGAGAGUCGAUAAGGCGAAGCAGCGAGAAACUGGUCCGAAAGCUGAAGGGAGUCGGAAUGGAGGAAACGACCCCAAGGAAUGCUGGGAUGAAGAGGGCAAACUCUCUGAAUGUUUUGAACGUUGGCGUCAGAGAAAGUCAGGAUGGCAGCAAGUCGAGUCAGCUGACGGAUACUCGAGGCCUGAGCUCCAGCACUCAGAGUCUGUUGAGAAGAGGCUCACUCGGUGGGAACAGCUAACACAAAAAAACCAAUAUCCCCUAUAAACGCAACACCUCUCAAAGAUAACAGACGUCACGUACGAUCGGUACAGAGCAGUGUGUUUAAUCGGUGUGUGAACAUCAGGCCUGAGUGGAUUCAUCAUUUUUAGUCUUCAAGGAAAAAAGAUAAUUAACUCGACUAAGAUGCUUCCAAAAAUCUGACUUUUAAAAUUAGUUUUUUUCAUUCUAAAAACAGAUAAUUUCAGUUUUUUUUCUUUAAAAGAAAAAAAAAAACAUAAUAGAGGGCUGGGUCAUGUGAUGAAUUUUAACUUGACAUUAUCUGAAUUGCACUAUGACAUUUCCUUCCGGAUCACUUGAAGUUUUAAAUCCCGUCAUUCCUGGUUUUAGGUUCAGUUUUAUCAUUUCCAGUUAACUUUUAAGUUGAUCUUGAACUUAAACUCAUAGGACCUGGCGUCCACAUGUGUGGACAUCACAUUUUGGGUUGUCUAGACCACAAUACUAAAUUUUCCCCCAAUCAGCCCAAAUAGCAAAGAGAAAUUAAAAAUGCAUGCCAUGAAAGAGUUCGGGUCUUAGGAGGUUAAUUUUAAAUUGUGCUAAAAUCACUUUAAUCUAGUUUAAAUGCAUUUCCCCUGCAGACUGUGUUUUUACACAGAUAUGACCACAUUACACUAAGGAAAAAAAGCAAUCUGUAGUUUAACAUUUGAACUAUGGGAAAUUUUAAGACACUUCACUUGAUGCUUUGAUACUAAAGAUCAUAUUUUUUAAAUGGAGUUGUUUGUAAUUUGAGAAGCAGCGCGGGGAUGUAAAGUGUAAUUUUACGUUUGAGGAAGAUAAGCUAUCAAAGUUUACACAGUUUAAAGUAAAAAAAAAAAAAAAGGUAUUUGUAUUUUGCCUUUAAAAUGUGCUGGUCAUGUAUAAUUUAUAUUGUUAGACUGCUGUGUUAUUGGACCAGACGUCCUGCUCGGACAUGAUGAAAAUAAGGAACAACUUUAAAAAAACAAAAAACAAGUAGGAGCAGUUUCAGGAUUCCAGCUGUUGGUUUGCACCUUGUGAAAACAAAUAGUCUUUACAAAAGCAAAUAUUUAACUUAGUACUUUUUACAGUCAGUACUUUUGCACAUAUGUACAUAGGUAAUAUCUUCUAACUGCUUAUGGAUGUAAAUCAUUCUCUAAGUUCAGUAUUUAUUGAUUAUCUGUUUGUUAGAUUUUGAAUUUCAGAUGUGUAAAAGUCUCCCUAAGUUUGUUGCUGUGUGCCCAAACAUCAGCUUUGGCCUGAUUAUUUUAAACUGGUUUUCAAGGUUGAGAUGAAACUCUUUACCGAAAGCCGCCGUGCAGAUUUAUAAAAUGUUUCAAAGGCAAAGCACAAGAACAAGUAGUAAAAAUAGCAGCGGCGGUACAGCUUUGCAGCUGAGUUGAAAAUGUUUCUGGCAAACAUCACUGAUGAGAAUCAAAACACAGCCAACGAGUAACAAGAGAGCAAAGGAGGGGACGGGUGGAUCGCUCAGCAGCCGAGUGAUACAUAAAUACGAUGGUGUAUUCGAGGCUUUCACUCCACGCUGGUAGAAGUAGCUUAAAGUAGCAUUAUCAACUACUGAGGUAGCCUACGUUUAGAUAUUGAGGUAUUCUUCUAAUGUUACAUCUGUGCUUUUCACUGAAAUGCCUGAACUCGACUAAUACAAAAAGAUUCAAAUAAUGUGGAAUGUCGUUUUACUUUCUGAUAUUUAUUAGAGAUAUUUUUUUAAACUAGUUGAACUGAAGAUUUGUUACAAACAAGUUUUACACAAACUCCCUUAACACCUGAGAAUUCUGAUAACAGACUGGGUCCCUAAGAGCAGCAUAACCACCUGAUCCAUGAAGGUUUUUAUUUCAUGAGACUCGUAGGAAUCUUGUUUUGCAUUUGCUGUGGUAGAAAAUAGCCACUGCAGUCUGUUUAAAGGGCUGAAGUCGCACCGUGUUAGCUGCUGUGAAACGACAGUCUGUUACAAGCUGAGUGAAGCACAUGUAAAAAUGUGGAGGAGAGAACAUGUAGAAACUGGUAAAGAUGAAUAUUUGUUUUAUAUUUGCAAAUUUGACCUGUAAUAAAUUAAACUAAGACACUGAUAA
Oreochromis aureus is the source of this 3895-nucleotide messenger RNA. It is a transcript of the gene klc3, whose product is annotated as kinesin light chain 3. Gene Ontology annotation, molecular function: kinesin binding. The coding region runs from base 259 to 1812 and encodes 517 amino acids. Gene Ontology annotation, biological process: axo-dendritic transport. Gene Ontology annotation, cellular component: kinesin complex; cytoplasm; membrane-bounded organelle. The transcript is spliced from 14 exons. Lineage: Eukaryota; Metazoa; Chordata; Actinopteri; Cichliformes; Cichlidae. The record is from RefSeq and is a predicted model, not a curated record.